UCUCACACACAUACACCCUCCCUCCCCCUUUACCUUGUUGCCCAGGAAACAUUCUGCAAGUCAAAGAUAUCUUCCCACACGCUAUACAAAAGGAUUCCCACACACUCUUUUCUACCAGCUGUGUCCUAGACUUCUUGUAUGUCGCAGUGUCGAUGACCUGAUCAACAGCUAAAUACCAAAAGACGUCUGCGAUAGCAGCUGGCACUUGCACCAGCGGUGCAAUGUCCAGCCCAGAUAUCGUAGAGCCAGCGGCUCAAAGCUCCACGGCCCAAAACCUGGCCAGAAGGCGCUUUUCGCGUGACGCCCAAGGUCUGAGUCCAGACGAGAUAGAUGGCCUCAUGUCCAGCAGCGAGGGCCGUCCCUUCCUUGUGGUGCAUCAUCUUCCUGAAAUAAAAGAUGAGGGGAUACCUCCCCUAAUGCCUGGGAUCCCUGUUACAUGCAGAGUGGAGAACACAGAGAAACACACUACUCGCUCAAAGGUCCAUGUAGGCACCCUAUACACAGUACAGCUAACACAUGGCCACUUCCACUGGACAGUGAAGAGGAAGUACAAGCACUUCCAGGAGCUGCAUCGAGACCUUUACAAGCACAAGAUGAUGCUUCACUUGCUGCCUCUGGGAAGAUUUACAAAGGAGAGGCAGCAGCUGAGAGCCAUGUCAGAGGAAAUGCCCAGCCUACACGGGACAGAACGCACCAGGAGGACCUCCAGCAAAUUGAAAUACCUUGAGGAGUACCUGAACGGUCUGCUGGAGAACUCAUUUUGUAGGAAUGAUCACAGCAUGAUGGAAUUCCUUUCUGUCGGAGCUCUCUCCUUCGUCACUGAUCUUGGACCCAAAGGCUUGGAGGGACCCAUCUUCAAAAGGUCAGGGGGUCACCGGAUCCAAGGCCUGAACUGCAUUGGCCAUCAUCAGUUCUGUUUUCGCUGGUCACGGCGCUGGCUGGUGGUGAAAGACUCCUUCCUGAUGUAUAUGAACAGAGACAACGGCCACAUCAACUUUGUGUUGCUGUUUGAUCCCGAGUUCAAAGUGAAAGUGGGCCGCGCUCACACAGACACCAGAUAUGGAGUUUGCAUUGAGAACUUCUCUCGGAAUCUGAUCAUCAAGUGCAGCAGCUAUAGACAGACUCAUUGGUGGAGUCAUGAAAUCAACCGGCUUGCAGAAACCUGUGACUUUCUCAAAGUGCAUCGCUUCGAGGGGUUUGCUCCACCACGGGAGAACACACUCACUAAAUGGUAUGUGAAUGGAGGUGGCUACUUUGCAGAUCUGGCAGAUUCUCUCGAACAAGCCAGGGAGGAAAUCUUCAUCACAGAUUGGUGGCUGAGCCCUGAAGUGUUUCUAAAGCGACCAGCCACUGAUAACUACUGGCGUCUAGAUGAAAUCCUCAGACGCAAAGCAGAACAAGGAGUCAAAGUGUGUGUCCUGCUUUACAAAGAGGUGGAGCUAGCACUUGGCAUUAAUAGUGAGCACAGCAAGAGGACUCUUAUGAAUAUGCAUCCUAACAUCAAGGUAAUGCGACAUCCUGACCAUGUGUCCUCUGUGGUGUUGCUGUGGGCUCACCAUGAAAAGAUGGUGGCUAUUGACCAAACGGUGGCUUUUGUGGGGGGGAUUGACCUGGCAUUUGGGAGGUGGGAUACCAACCAGUACCGGCUAACUGACCUUGGCUUGACGGCCAACAGUGUAACCGAUGGGGAGCCAAUAGAAGAUAAAGCAGGCAAUGGUGCGGCUGAUGGUCCUGAACCAGAUAAGCAAGCAGAGCGGGAACCUUAUGAUCUGACCUACAACAAUAAACUGUGGCUUGGCAAAGACUACAGCAACUUUAUCCGGAAAGACUGGGUCCAACUGGACAGACCCUUUGAAGAUAACAUCGACCGUACUCAAGUUCCCCGCAUGCCGUGGCGUGAUCUGUCUGCCGCUGUUCAUGGCGGAGCUGCCAGGGAUGUAGCCCGCCACUUCAUCCAGCGCUGGAACUUCACCAAGAUCUUCAAAAACAAGUACAAGGACGAGUUCUACCCAUACCUUCUUCCCAAGUCUCACUGCACUGCUGACUCACUCUCAUUCACUGUGCCUGAAUCCAAGAAGGCAAAAGUGCAGGUGUUGCGCUCUGCCGACCGUUGGUCUACUGGAACCUGUGAAAACUCGAUCCUCAAGGCCUACAUCCACACCAUCGAGAACAGCGAGCACUACAUCUACAUCGAGAACCAGUUCUUCAUCAGCUGUGCCGAUGGGAAGACUGUCUAUAAUGGGAUCGGUGAUGCAAUUGUGAAUCGAAUCUUGCGUGCACACAGAGAGCAGAAGAAGUACAGAGUGUUUGUGGUUAUUCCUCUACUUCCUGGAUUUGAGGGAGACAUCAGUGCAGGAGGGGGAAAUGCCAUCCAAGCUAUUUUGCACUUCACUUUCAGGACCAUGUGCCGUGGGGAGCACUCCAUCCUGUCAAGACUUAGUGAAGUUAAGGACCUGUGGACGGAGUACAUCACACUCUGCGGCCUGAGAACACAUUCCCAGCUCUCCCAGUCCCUUGUCACAGAGCUCAUCUAUGUUCACAGCAAGACCCUCAUUGCUGAUGACCGCUGCUAUAUCAUUGGAUCCGCCAACAUCAAUGACCGCAGCAUGCUGGGCAACAGAGACAGCGAGAUGGCAGUGUUUGUGGAAGAUGAAGAGCGUGUCCUUUCUAUCAUGGGAGGGCAGGAGUACCAGGCAGGACCCCUCACCCUCGCCCUGCGUAAACAGUGUUUCAGUGUUCUUGUUGGAGCUUCUUCAGACCCAAGUAUCAAUGUUGAUGAUCCAAUCAGCGAUGAAUUCUUCUUCUUGAACUGGAAUGCACCGGCUAAACUGAAUGCCACCAUUUAUGACAAGGUCUUCAAAUGCCUGCCCCACAAUUCUGUCCACAACAUGCGAGAGCUGAAGGAGUACUCCAGCAAGGAGCGCCUCUGUGACACAGACCCAGAGCAGGCCAUAGAGGAGCUGAAGGCCGUCCGAGGGCUGCUGGUCCACUUCCCCCUGAGGUUCCUGUGUGAGGAGAACCUGCUUCCUCCACGGGGCACUAAAGAAGGCAUGGCUCCUGUCGGCCUGUGGACAUAACCACAGCUCAGCCCAGAUCAGACCACUAUGUAACAGUUAAAGGGCUGCUGUAAUGUUCAGCACACUACCCUAAAGUAGCACUGCCACUCCAACGGUGAGGAAAAGACAACACUGCAACCCAAGUUCUUUGUCCAUCGUUGAUGUUUUUUAUAUUGUCUUUUUAACUGACGAAUAGCUAACCUCAACAAAACCACUGAAAUGUAGAUUUUUAUUAUGAUUUAGAACUUUAGAAAACGAGUAGAUUAACCUGAACUGGCCAGUUUAUUCAUGAUGAUGAACUGUCUCAUACCUUGCACUACAGUGCAGUCUGAACUGCAUGGCUGGCGGUGGUGUUAAACACUCAUCAAUGCAUGUAUGAGUCAGGAGAGGAUUGCAAGUUUGUAUUGGAAAUCAAGCCUCUCACAUGAUCUGGGAACAUAGUGUACAUUUAUUGGUGCAAGGUUUUUGGGCGGGUGGCUCUUUCUCUUUCGCUUUCUCUCUCUCUCUGUCUCUCUCUCUCUCCCUCCCUCUCUCUGUCUCUCUUUCUCCAUCUCUCUCGUUAUAUUUCUUUCUCUCUCUCUCUAUCUCUAUCUCUCUCUCUCUCUCUCUCUCUCCCCCUCUGAGGCUUCACCUCUUACUGCAGUACCAGCAAAUCUGUCAGAACAUUUGUGGUUGUUAUGGUGACGGAUAUAAAGAGGUGACUGGAAUGGAGCUGGUGUACUAGAAAAUCAAAAGUAGUAUUGAAAUCGGACUAAUAGAUUCUGUGGAAGCAAAGUCAUUUUAAUAUUUUUGGAUGGAAGAUUAGGUGGGAAAACUGUGAGAAGGGAAAGAAAAGGAGGAAAAUAUAAUUAAAGGGUGUUAGGUUGAUUUACCGUUAAUUGUUAUGUCUUUUUAAGGCACCAUGACAACCAGAUUAAAUUAUUAUUUCACCUCCGUCAGCAGAACAGAACAUUCCACUAUCCAGGUGCCAUCAAAUUUCUCGUAUAUUGAUAUUCAUUUACAUGCACCAGACUUUUAUUUAGGCAUUACAUUUGGCCAUAGCUCUAUAACUGAGUAGCGACAUAAUGACUUUCAUUCAUGGUGCAAUUCCAAUUGAGCAACAUUGAGUCAUAGGUUUAGCCUCACACCUCAAAUAAUUUUAGUUUUUAAAAAAAUAUAUAAAAUCACUUCAAGAAACCUGCUGAAUUCCCUUUACUGAGCCACGAGGAACUGGAUCGAGCAAGUCUUGUACUGGACCAAUAUGUAGCAUCCCCCUUUUUAAAUAUUGCAUUGACUGAUUUGGAAAUAUGUAAUAAUUCAGCAGAACAUACAAUAGAUGCUCCUUUCCUCAUAUAGAAAAGCAAGACCUGGGUUACUUUUCUAAUAACAAAAUGUGAUGCAUGAUUCCUAUGCUGUAAGAUAUGGGUGACAGAAAAAGAUUUUGACCAAGGUGGGAGGAAAAUGAGUAAGUGCUGUAACCUGAGAUUGAACACUUGAGGAAACACAAUGUUUACAUGUUUGAAGGUAUUUUACAUGACAAACAUCCAUGCCAUGUUUUAUCAGGUCCUCUGCAAAGCACUUGUAUCAUAUCAAGGUUUUUAGAGUGUUUAAAGAUCAACCAGCAAAGAGGCAGACAAUAGGCAGUAUAUGAAGCUUUUGAAUGGGACUUUACUGAAUGUUUUAUAUUCCAAUAAUAUAACCAACGCUGGUGAUCUCACUGGACUGUGUGGGGGUAAAAAACCCUGUUCUAUGUAUUUUAAAGAGACCUGAAUGUUAAUGGAGACGUGAAGUGAUAAUCCAGUUUAUAAUCCAAAAAGUAGAAAUUUUGCUGAAACUAUGACAGAGCCA
Molecule: messenger RNA, 4883 nt
Organism: Etheostoma spectabile (orangethroat darter)
Lineage: Eukaryota; Metazoa; Chordata; Actinopteri; Perciformes; Percidae
Gene: pld2
Product: phospholipase D2
Exons: 24
Coding region: 222-3077 (951 amino acids)
Biological process (GO): phosphatidic acid biosynthetic process; regulation of vesicle-mediated transport; intracellular signal transduction
Cellular component (GO): intracellular membrane-bounded organelle; plasma membrane region
Molecular function (GO): phosphatidylinositol binding; D-type glycerophospholipase activity
Source: RefSeq, a predicted model, not a curated record